AUGCCACACAAGAAGAUUGCUCAACCAACGUGCAAGUCUACAACGCAACUGAUACAUAUUGCAGACGAGUUUGUCAAGCAAGAUGAUGGGAAAAACCAAGACAUGGAAACGCUUCUGCAAGAGUGUAUCGACACCCUAGUCAACUACCAGGAAGAAUGCAAGAAACUCCGAAGAAAAGGCUCACAAAACUCACCGCAAUCUUUAGGCUCGCGAGACGAAAAUAUAUUUGAAACUUACGAAGCUGCAUAUGUGUACUACAAGAUCGUAUCUCAGCUGGUGCUGAAUAAGAUCCCAGAACUACCUGAAUUUCUGCACGCCAAAAAUAACGCCGAGACGCAACGUGAAAAGGGUCUGAUCGACUUGUACAAUAUGCUGGUCAAGACUUUGCUUACAGACGAGAAAUUCGCAGAGAUUCGCAAGUUUAUAAAGGAACAUUCGACAGCAGAGAAAAAACCUGCGGCAAUCAAAUCUUACACCGAAUCAACGUGGACGAAUGGUCAAAGAAUCAGCCCGUCACGUCUUUCCACGCUAUCAAACGAACACAGGGUGCUGCUUAUAGAUCUCAGACCGCGCCUGAAAUUCAUAGAAUCGCAUAUCAAAUCGGAAACCAUCACAUGCAUUGAACCGAUCUCUUUCAAAGACUCUUACUCAGAUAUUGAGCUCACCAGAAGGUCGCUUAUAACAUCUCCCGCUCGGGAAGUUUCCCUCUUCAAAGAGCGGGACUCUUUCGACUACAUCGUCAUAUACACGGAUGAGCUGGACAAGACAGGCUUCUCCCAGCAACAACAAGUUAGUCUCUUGGAAUUAUUGGUGCAGAGGUCAUUCGAAAGACCUUUGAAUAAUGUCAAAGUCCUCAUACUACAAGGGGGUUUUGAAGGAUGGGUCAAUAAUGGAGGGCCAUGCGACAGUUCGCAUCACAAAGAGGAUCGUGAGUACGCCUUGGAAUAUUCUAUUCCUCCACUGAUACCACAAAAAGCUUCUGUGAUGAAACCUGCCCCAUCGUCCUCAACCUUUGCCAAUUUUCCGGAAACGAACGGGUCGGUUUCUCAUGAAGACAGACCAAACUCUCCAUUACUCUUUCCCCAACAGCGACCUUCGGGCUUACAGCGAAGUUCCAGCUUCAGAGAUAGACUCUCCAGCAUGUCACCCAUUUCCAGGACAAUUAGCCCUUCCCCAACCCAUGAGUCCAUUGUACAUAGAGAUUCGACAAGUUAUCCGGAAACUCCGCAGCUGGGCCCAUCGCCAAAUGGCAACAAACUUCCUUCACAAGUCAAACACGAACGUGAGAUUUUCAAUUCUCAUCUUAACGGCUUUUCCCCACCUCGUAUUAAUGGUGGAAUGGUAGAAAACGGGUUGGACAAAGCAUUGAUGAGACCAGCAGCUGACACGAACGGAAAGGGGUUAGCCAGAGCUGCAGAUGAAAGUGCCGAUCACGUACUGCUGAACAAACCGGUAUCGGGGUUUUGUGUUGGUUUAGUAAAUCUCGGAAAUUCGUGCUACAUGAAUUGCAUCAUUCAGUGUCUACUGGGAACCAACGAACUUGCCCAGAUUUUUCUCGAUGACUCUUACAAAAAUCACAUCAAUUUGAAUAGUAAGCUGGGCUCGAAGGGCGUUCUAGCCAAGUACUUCUCGCAAUUAAUUCAUACAAUGCGCCAAAAGGCUGUCUCAGCACCACCUGGUACUCCAAAAAAUCACAAUAAGGGAGAUGAGAAAAGUGCAGUCCAACCGAUCAAUUUCAAAGUUGCGAGUGGAUCCAUCAAUUCUUUAUUCAAAGGAUCAUCCCAACAAGAUUGCCAAGAAUUCUGUCAAUUCCUACUUGAUGGUCUGCAUGAAGAUUUGAAUCAAUGCGGUGGUAAUCCAUCUUUGAAAGAGCUAUCUGAGGAAGCAGAAAAAAUAAGGGAAAAGCUUUGCAUGAGGAUUGCCAGCUCAAUUGAAUGGGAAAGAUACUUAACCACGGAUUUCAGCGUUAUUGUAGACCUUUUUCAAGGUCAGUAUGCUUCCCAGCUGAAGUGCAAGGUUUGCGGUCGCACCUCCACCACAUAUCAACCGUUUUCGGUUCUCUCGGUUCCGGUUCCUAGCGGUUCCCGCUGCGGCAUCAUCGACUGCUUCGAAGAGUUCACCAAAAUCGAAACUUUGGAAAGGGAUGAGCGGUGGUCUUGUCCUCAAUGCAAAGUCAAGCAGCCUUCAACAAAGAAGAUCACUAUUACAAGGCUGCCUAGGAACCUCAUCAUUCACUUAAAACGGUUCGACAACCAACUGAACAAGAACAACAUAUUGGUCUCUUAUCCUAAUGUCUUGGAUCUGACACCAUUUUGGGCUGAUGAUUUUGACGGUAAACUCCCACCUGGUGUGACGGAGUUACCUACCCGAGGCCAAGUUCCUCCCUUCAACUACGACUUGUAUGGGGUCGCCUGCCAUUUCGGUACUCUGUAUGGUGGACAUUAUACGGCAUAUGUUAAUAAAGGCUCUCCUUAUGGGUGGUGCUAUUUUGACGACACCAGCUGGAGGAAAGUCAAGAACCAGCAUGAGUACAUCACGACAAAUGCCUACGUUUUGUUUUAUCACCGCGCCUCAAUGUCAUCGCUCUAG
This is a messenger RNA of Lachancea lanzarotensis, 2589 nucleotides long. It is a transcript of the gene DOA4, whose product is annotated as LALA0S07e01662g1_1. The record is from RefSeq and is a predicted model, not a curated record. The transcript has a single exon. Gene Ontology annotation, biological process: protein deubiquitination. Lineage: Eukaryota; Fungi; Ascomycota; Saccharomycetes; Saccharomycetales; Saccharomycetaceae. The coding region runs from base 1 to 2589 and encodes 862 amino acids. Gene Ontology annotation, molecular function: cysteine-type deubiquitinase activity.